This is a messenger RNA of Punica granatum (pomegranate), 1133 nucleotides long. NCBI's taxonomy places the organism in Eukaryota, Viridiplantae, Streptophyta, Magnoliopsida, Myrtales, Lythraceae. The record is from RefSeq and is a predicted model, not a curated record.
UUGCUGAGGGUUGAGUACUAUGAAUAAGCUUAUUGAGUUUGGAAGAAAAGCCCUGUUCUAUGCAAGGGUGCUCUCUGGAUAUGAAGAAAGGAGGAUAAGAUCUUUCAGGUUGCAGCUCGAGAAUCGUAUCAAACAGGGACGUGAGCUGAACUUUGAUUCUGACUGAAAGUCUAGUAGUCUUGCUUAUGUUACACUACUAGUUUGUUAAGCCUGUCAUAUAUCCCAUGUACGCACUGAAGGUAAUCAUUUGUUCGUACUUUGUUAUUGAUGUUUUGUUCCUUUUGUCAUGUACUCUCUCUGAACAUCGUUCCAUAUGAUUCUAAGCUUUGAACGGAUAUGUUUUUGUUUCUGUGUAUCACCAAGGAGGAAGUCCACACAUGUCCUGGAGAUAGGAUUUGCAUGGUUGAUGAUACUUGAAUAUGCUACUUCUUCUCGGGCUCAGGAAAAAAGAGCAGCUGUAAAUAAGGUUCCGGAGCAAAUUAUUCUAUCCGAGGUUCGCCGUAUGGUUGAAGAGAUGCAAGCAUUAAAUAAGAAGCUUGAAGAAACGGAAGCUGCCAUCGAAGAGUACUUCGGGCCAAUUGACAAGCAAGCUGAGAUGAUCAUGAAAAUGCAGCUUGAGGGAGAGGAGAAGACAAUGAAGGAGAUGAUGAAAGCCAUGCAGAGGCAGACCUUGCUUGAGAAAGAGGCGAUGGAGAAAUUCGCGAAAGUGAAUCAAGCUGGAGAACCGAACCAACCCAAGCAGAGUGCUGAUGAAGAGAAGGCAGCAAACUCUUGAGCAGGCCAUGCAAAGCAUCAACCUUCUCCAAUGUGAUGCCAACACGUAGGUAGAUACAAUAAGAAUUGAUGUCUGAAAACAAAAUUUGUGCAUUAUAAAUGCAUUUUUGGUCAUAAAACCCCUAGGUAGAAUCUGAAUAGCCAUCCAAGUGUUUGGUCUCUCCUUUUAGUUAGAAUACAUUUCUUGGAGCAGUUACCCCAUGUUCGAGCCAUCUCCGUUCGGUUCUAUUUGGGUUUGAGAAGCAAUAUUCAUUUGUUUGAACUGUUGGGCCUGCUGGACCAUCAGGACCGGAUAACUGGUUCCGAUCUUAUCAUGUCAAUAUAAUAGGUAGGAAAACAAAAAAAAUGAGUCGAUGGAA